Molecule: messenger RNA, 876 nt
Organism: Verticillium alfalfae VaMs.102
Lineage: Eukaryota; Fungi; Ascomycota; Sordariomycetes; Glomerellales; Plectosphaerellaceae
Exons: 3
Coding region: 1-876 (291 amino acids)
Molecular function (GO): methyltransferase activity
Source: RefSeq, a predicted model, not a curated record
AUGGCCAUCGUCGACGGCUUCCUUAAGGUCGAGCAUCGUCCGCGCAAGAGAAGAGAAUGGCCGCAUAUAUCACGGCUACAAGGAUGGCAAGUAUGUAUUGCCUACGGAUCAGGGAUAUGGGCUUUGGACUUUGGUACGUGUCUUCGAGGACGUUCGGAGACCUUCGCUCACAGAGGGAUAGGCGAAGAACACCCAGAGUCGGAAGUAAUAGGCGUGGAUUUGUCUCCCGUGCAGCCCGGUUUGUGCGUGCACCAGCGCGCCCUCGGCGGCUAUGAUACUGACUGCAUCAGUACACCACCCAAUGUCCAUUACGAAAUCGACGACCUGGAAGAGGAGUGGAGCUUCUCCAGAAAUUUCGAUUACAUUCAUUCCAUGAUGAUGACAGGUGCCUUUCGGGACUGGCCCAACUUUUAUCGGCAAGCCUUUGAGAACCUCAAUCCUGGCGGCUGGGUUGAAUGUCAGGACAUCAAUUUUCCGAUGAAAUGUGACGAUGACACUAUUGCUCCACAGUCAGAUCUUGGUCGGUGGAACGAGCUGAUGAUGGAGGCUGGCACUCUCUCGGGUUUCCGACUCGAUCUAUGCGACAGGGCGGCGGAAAUGAUGUCGGCAGCGGGUUUCGUCGACAUUGUUCGAAUACCGUACAAGUGGCCGAUUAAUCAAUGGCCAAAAGAUGUCAGAUAUAAGACAUUGGGCGAGUGGACUGAAGCCAAUUUCGUCUUUGGUCUCGAGUCGAUCAUGCUCGCGCUGUUCACGCGUUUCCUGGGCUGGAAAAAGGAAGAAGUCUGGGAAUUCAUCGCAAGGGUGAUUGCUGAGUGGAGGGACCUCAGGAACCAUGGCUACUUCGAGAUUUAUGUGACGUAUGGCAGGAAACCAUAG